Messenger RNA from Trypanosoma conorhini, 795 nucleotides. Its product is annotated as putative conserved flavoprotein. The transcript has a single exon. The record is from RefSeq and is a predicted model, not a curated record. Gene Ontology annotation, biological process: coenzyme A biosynthetic process. Bases 1 to 795 code for a protein of 264 amino acids. Lineage: Eukaryota; Euglenozoa; Kinetoplastea; Trypanosomatida; Trypanosomatidae. Gene Ontology annotation, cellular component: phosphopantothenoylcysteine decarboxylase complex. Gene Ontology annotation, molecular function: FMN binding; phosphopantothenoylcysteine decarboxylase activity.
AUGGCAGCCUCAAAGACACCGGUAAACGUCCUGAUAUUGGUAACAGGUAGCAUUGCCGCAGUAAAAGUGGGUUUGCUGCUGGAUCAACUCUCUAAUGAGUCGUAUCAAGUUCGCAUUGCCGCUACCAAAUCAGCGUUUCACUUUUUGAAUCGUGCACAAAAGGCGGCCCGAGAGCUUCAUUUGCACCACAUUCUCACAGACGAGGAUGAGUGGAAGGAGUGGCAGGGUAUGAAUGAUGCUGUUAUGCAUAUUGAGCUGCGGAGAUGGGCACACCUUGUCGUCCUCGCACCGCUGGACGCCAACACUCUUGCAAAGCUGUCACAUGGUUUGUGCGACAACCUCGUCACGUGUGUGAUGCGGGCGUGGGAAGUGAAGCAAAAGCCUGUGAUUCUGUGUCCGGCAAUGAACACCGCCAUGUGGACUCACCCGGUGACGUCGCAGCAGCUGUACGCGUUGCGGGGCUGGUACUCCACGACCCCCGUCGACCUGCGAUUGGACGCUGACGCGACCGACGGCGAUGCCUUGGCACUCCCCAACACAUUGGAUGAGGCCAUGUUUCAGAUUGUCGGGCCCGUGAAGAAGCGUUUAGCGUGCGGUGAUGUGGGGGUCGGCGGAAUGGCCAGCGUGGAGGAUAUCGCCAAAGCUAUAAGAAACACGGCGAACCUCAUUCGCGCCAAGAAGGCUCAUCCCACGGACAACCAGCCCAGGUGCGGGAAAACAACCCAGGGCGAACCGUCACAGACACCUGGGCGACAAUGCAGCUCCGGGGAAGAACACCAUCCGGAGACUUCGUAG